AAUCAAUUUGUGUUUCUUAUCGCUCGCUCUCCAUCUCAAUCGUCUCGAUGCAGUGCGAUUUAUCUGUUGGUGUCUUUUUCCACUCGUAGUUGGAGAAUAUCUGUGUUUUGGUGCCAUAUGUCUCAUAAAAAAGGGACUUGAUCGAUUAGAAGGAUACUCCCUUUGAUUUGAAUUUCGGUGCUGAUGAUUUGAAUCAGCGUUUUUGGUUGGGAACUUAUCCGAAGGUUUAAAUUUGAGCUGAUUUUGACUUUUUUAGAUAUUUUUAUUAUAUAAUAAUGUUCAUACAGUGGUGGUUUUGGUAAACUAACGCUAUCAAGGAAUGGUAGAUGGGUCACUCUCGACCAAUCGCUAUCUUCAGAUUGUGCUUUUAUUCCUGUUAAUUAAUUAAUAUCUGACCCUUCCAGUUCCUAUUUUUUAUUGUGGCUAGAAUUAGUAUACUUGUGGCCAUGAUCUUUGUAUGCGAGCCAUGACAUUAAAAGUUUGUUUGUGGCUGUUCUAAUAUAAGGAGAGAAGGGGAAAAAAGUCUUAGCUGAACUUUUGAGGUUACUUUUUUGGUGUUUUGGUGCAUGAUCUAUUGCUUGUUGUAGAGUUUCAUCUUUCGAUUAGUAUUGCUGCAGGGUUUUCUCGUAUAUCAUAUGUUGUUUUAGGAGGUCUAUUUGCUACAAGUUUGUUGCUUCAACAAUGAGGAGUAGAGGAGAUGGAGGCCAAAAGAGUCACUUGGUCCCAUAUUUGUGUAUUUUGUUGUUUGUUUUAGUUUUCCUUUUUCUAUACGGUGGCUCCUUCUUCGGAUCUCAUGGGCAGCAUACGAUCUCUGCUAUAGAGUAUGGAAGUAGAUUUUCAAAAUCAAUUGGUUGGGGGAAUGAGGAAAACGGAGAAGUUGGUAAGUCCGAAGAAUCCUUUUAUGGCCAAGAAGAUGGUGGGGACAAUUUCACACUGAAGACCCUUCCUGUCUGUGAUGAUAGGCUCUCAGAGUUGAUUCCGUGUCUUGACAGAAAUCUUAUAUACCAAACACAUUUAAAGCUGGAUUUAUCCUUGAUGGAGCAUUAUGAGAGACAUUGUCCACAGCCUGAGAGGCGUUAUAAUUGCUUGAUACCUCCGCCACCUGGUUACAAGGUUCCAAUAAAGUGGCCAAAAAGCCGAGAUGAAGUAUGGCAAGUCAACAUACCUCACACCCAUCUUGCUCAUGAGAAGUCGGACCAGAACUGGAUGGUUGUCAAAGGUGAUAAGAUUGUAUUUCCUGGAGGCGGCACCCAUUUUCAUCAUGGAGCUGAUAAGUACAUAUCAGCAAUCGCCAAUAUGCUUAACUUCACAAAUAACAAUUUAAAUAAUGAGGGGAAUAUUCGGACUGUUCUUGAUGUUGGUUGUGGUGUUGCAAGCUUUGGAGGUUACCUGCUCUCAUCUGACAUCAUUGCAAUGUCAUUGGCGCCAAACGAUGUUCACCAAAACCAAAUUCAAUUUGCUCUCGAGAGGGGAAUUCCUGCUUACCUCGGUGUAUUGGGCACAAAAAGGCUCCCUUAUCCUAGUAGAUCUUUUGAACUUGCCCACUGUUCUCGUUGUAGAAUUGAUUGGAUUCAAAGGGAUGGAAUCCUUUUACUUGAAUUAGAUAGGUUGCUUAGGCCAGGUGGAUAUUUUGCUUACUCUUCGCCCGAAGCGUAUGCUCAGGAUGAAGAGGAUAUAAGAAUAUGGAAGGAGAUGAGUGCCCUAGUUGAGCGAAUGUGUUGGAAAAUUGCUGCGAAGAGAAAUCAGACUGUUAUAUGGGUGAAGCCUCUUACAAAUGAUUGUUACAUGAACAGAGAGCAUGGUACUCGCCCUCCUCUUUGCAGGUCUGAUGAUGAUCCUGAUGCUGUUUGGGGAGUCCUGAUGGAGGCUUGUAUUACUCCAUAUUCAGAACAGAUUCAGAGAGAUAAAGGGAGUGGUUUGCUUCCUUGGCCGGCUCGGUUAACUGCCCCUCCUCCCCGUCUUGCUGAUUUUGACAUUUCCACUGAAACAUUUGAAAAGGACAUGGAAAUAUGGCAACAGAGGGUUGAUAGCUAUUGGAGCAUAUUGAGCCCUAAGAUUCAACCAAACACUCUGAGGAAUAUAAUGGAUAUGAAAGCAUAUAUGGGAUCAUUUGCUUCAGCUCUUAGAGAUAAAAAUGUUUGGGUAAUGAAUGUGGUGCCAGAGGAAGGACCAAACACCCUAAAGAUUAUCUACGACAGAGGUCUAAUAGGCACUGUCCAUGACUGGUGUGAGUCAUUCUCAACAUACCCUCGAACAUAUGAUCUGCUCCAUGCUUGGACCGUCUUCUCCGAUAUUGAGAAGAAAGGGUGCAGCGCCGAAGACCUACUCAUUGAGAUGGACCGAAUACUCAGGCCGACGGGGUUCAUAAUUAUUCGUGACAAAGCUCCGGUCAUUGAAUUCAUUAAGAGGUACUUAACGGCGCUUCCAUGGGAUACAGUGGCUGUUGUGGAAGCAGAAACCAACUCAGAUUCAGAAGUGGGGGAGAUGGUUUUUGUGAUCCAGAAAAAGAUGUGGGUUGUAGAUGACAACUUCAAAGACUCGGCAUAAGAAAGAAUGGCUUGAUCGAAUGCGUUUUUUGAUCUGUUGUGAUUGGUCUCUCUUUGCUUCUGCAGUUGGUGCAAAGGAUGGGCAGAAGCGCUAGCAAAUUGAUUUGAUUAGCAUUUAUUUGUUUAACUCAUAUUUUGCUUUGUUCUAACUGUUGCAACACUAUUAUUUCAUUCAUUUGUUUGUGAUCCUUUAUCUGUAUUUUUUUUUUAAUGUUGUUGUUGUUUUUUGUUUCCUUUUUUUUCUGUUGUGCUUUUUAUCUGAACAAUUCAUUUGAUGGCGUACACUAAGAUGCUAAUAUGAUCUUUGCUUUUAA
Molecule: messenger RNA, 2860 nt
Organism: Ananas comosus (pineapple)
Lineage: Eukaryota; Viridiplantae; Streptophyta; Magnoliopsida; Poales; Bromeliaceae
Product: probable methyltransferase PMT3
Exons: 8
Coding region: 682-2547 (621 amino acids)
Cellular component (GO): cytoplasm; endosome; trans-Golgi network
Molecular function (GO): methyltransferase activity
Source: RefSeq, a predicted model, not a curated record